GCUUCACAUCAGCUGGAAGAUCAACAGAGCAACAAUCCAAAACGAGAAUGAAUUUUAUUUCUAUUGCUGGCAUUAUCUUGACCCUGUUUGGCGUUGCUCUUGGCCUAAAGGAUCCGGUCUGUGGUCAAAAGCCUGCCGCAGACGGACAUGGUAAGUUGGUGUGCCUAGCCUACAUGCCCACCUAUACCUAUUAUCCCGACUCGAACACUUGCAAAGUGUUCAUAUAUGGUGGGUGUGGUGGCAACGAAAAUCAUUUCCCAUCCCAAAUAGCAUGCGAGUCCAAAUGCAAGAAAUAAUCUAUUCAUCAAUUUUCUGUAUAAAUAAUAAUUUAGACGAAUAAAUCGAAUGGAAUAAAUCGAUUUUUUAAUU
Messenger RNA from Drosophila obscura, 369 nucleotides. Its product is annotated as male accessory gland serine protease inhibitor-like. The record is from RefSeq and is a predicted model, not a curated record. The transcript has 2 exons. Lineage: Eukaryota; Metazoa; Arthropoda; Insecta; Diptera; Drosophilidae. Gene Ontology annotation, molecular function: serine-type endopeptidase inhibitor activity. Bases 48 to 296 code for a protein of 82 amino acids.